AUGUAGCUUUACCGAAUGGAAGGUUUGGUACAAUUAUGAUUGUUUUGUGGACCAAUCAAAAUUUUGUCAUUGAAAAUGAUGGACUUGAAGUGACUCUGUACAGCUGUAGGGGGCAGGCCAGUGGUGACUGUAGCUUCUGUAAGAACCUGGAAGAAACUUAUCCAGCCAUGAACUGUAAAUGGUGUGCAGGACAGUGUGUCUAUAGCCUGCAAAGCUGCACUCAGUCAUUGUGUCCAGGACCCAAUGUCACCAGUUUGACACCCAAUACAGGUCAUUUCUUGGGAGGUACUGUUGUCACAAUCACAGGGUUCAAUCUCGGAAUUAAAUUUGCUGACAUUGAGAACAAUAUCACCAUAGCAGGCAUUGCUUGUAACACGACAGCAAGAAGGGAUGAUUAUCUAGCAUCAAAAAGAAUCCGCUGUGUGACGGGGGGUAGGAGUGGAGGGGGAAGUGGUCCUAUCAAUAUACUGGGGGUCACGCUAAACAAAUGGAUCUAUUCGUAUAAGACUCCAAUGAUAACUGGAUUUCAACCUAAAUUUGCGGCGCAGUCUGGUGGCAGAAUUGUGCAUCUAAGGGGAGGUAACCUCAACAUUGGGAACGGCCCUAAAGUUACCAUUAACAAUGACACCUGCCUAGUUACAAGUAAAAACAUGUCUGUCAUUUCCUGCGUUGUCCCAGCUGGCAGUACUGGUGUUGCUAAUGUCUCGGUCAACAUUGAUAGUAACCCUGUGGAUACCACCACCAGUAAUUUCUCCUAUGUGGAGGACCCCACUGUACAGAAUAUUUAUCCAGUUCAUCUCUCCUCCUUUGAAAGCCACAAGUCUCCAUGGAAGGCUCAUCAUCGUGAAACCAGUGUGGUAAUGGCAUUUCACAAUGCUCGCAAAUCGGAUAGACUUUCCAACGCCAUCCGGGACACGGGUUAUACACUGUGA
This is a messenger RNA of Saccostrea cuccullata (small rock oyster), 932 nucleotides long. Its product is annotated as plexin-A2-like. Bases 36 to 932 code for a protein of 298 amino acids. Gene Ontology annotation, biological process: semaphorin-plexin signaling pathway involved in axon guidance; regulation of cell migration. Gene Ontology annotation, molecular function: semaphorin receptor activity. Lineage: Eukaryota; Metazoa; Mollusca; Bivalvia; Ostreida; Ostreidae. The record is from RefSeq and is a predicted model, not a curated record. The transcript is spliced from 7 exons. Gene Ontology annotation, cellular component: plasma membrane; semaphorin receptor complex.